Molecule: messenger RNA, 2877 nt
Organism: Talaromyces marneffei
Lineage: Eukaryota; Fungi; Ascomycota; Eurotiomycetes; Eurotiales; Trichocomaceae
Exons: 5
Coding region: 1-2877 (958 amino acids)
Biological process (GO): glycoprotein catabolic process; carbohydrate metabolic process
Molecular function (GO): beta-mannosidase activity
Source: RefSeq, a predicted model, not a curated record
AUGUUGAUGAGAAAAAAAAUAUUGCUGGCAGCAGGGUUUCCCCUCUUGACUUUAGCACAACGCGUUAUCGACCUGAGCGGGGAUAACUGGACGGUGAAGAAUGAGGAGUGCAAUUUGUCCGCGCCAGCAUCUUUGCCUUCACAGGUGCAUUUGGAUUUGUAUGCUGCUGGAGUGAUUCCUGAUCCAUUCGCGACUAGAUACGCCGGAACAAAUGAAAUUGACCUUCGCUGGAUCGCCUGGUCGAACUGGACAUAUACGAGUCAUCCAGUCAAGGGAUUGCUCAAUGAUGCUUCUGCUUCCUGGAUUGUGUUCAACGGGCUGGAUACAUUUGCCACAAUCGAGCUGUGUGGCCAGCUUGUAGGCACUGCAAACAAUCAGUUUCGUCAAUGGCAAUUCGAUGUUUCCGGUGCGCUAAAGUCGUGCAAGGGUGACCCAGUCAUUAGUAUCCAUUUCAGAAGUGCGCCAGAAAUUGCGAAUGCAAUUGCUAAUGAGCCGGGGCAAGAAACAUGGCCCGAUGGCAUCCAGGGACUCUUUGAAUUUGACAAUAGAUGGUUCAUCCGGAAAGAACAAUCCGAUUUCGGCUGGGAUUGGGGUCCAGCUUUUUCACCAACUGGGCCAUGGCAGCCUGCUUACCUGGUUCAAUUCAAGCCGAAUGAUGGUGUCUAUGUUUUAAAUACGGACAUUGACAUUCAUCGCGAAGGACAGGUGAAUUGGUUGCCUCCAGACCAAACCAGGCCCUGGGUCGUCAAUGCAAGCAUAGUUUACUUGGGUAGUUUGCCGAAGGGCGCGUCGUUGACUGUCGAGAUCAAAGACGCCCAGAAUCAGACGACAAUUGCGUCAGGAUCGUUGACGAAUGUGACAACUUCUGGGAACAGUAUAUCUGGAAUCACCACCGUCGGUGCUGAUGUACCGAAAUUAUGGUGGCCGACGAGCAUGGGAGACCAGAAUCUCUAUUAUAUCACUAUCAAUGUUGUUAACAACAACGGCAAAACUUUGGCUACGAUCACGAAAAGGACAGGUUUUAGAACGAUUGUCCUCAAUCAGACCAACAUCACCCAUGCUCAACUCGCUCUCGGAAUCGCACCGGGAGCAAACUGGCACUUCGAGAUCAACGGCCAUGAAUUUUAUGCAAAGGGUUCCAACUUCAUUCCACCCGAUGCGUUUUGGCCGCGAGUCACUGAAGAUCGUAUGAGAAGGUUAUUUAACUCUAUUGUCAAAGGAAAUCAGAACAUGCUCAGAGUAUGGGCAUCCGGUGCCUAUCUCCCUAACUUCAUAUACGAUAUCGCAGAUGAAGUGGGAGUGCUUUUGUGGAGCGAAUUCCAGUUCGGUGAUGCACUCUACCCCGUUGAUCAGGUCUUUCUAGAUAACGUCGCAGCAGAAGUAGCCUACAAUGUUCGUCGAGUGAACCACCACCCUUCACUAGCCCUCUGGGCUGGAGGUAACGAGUUGGAAAGUCUGGAACUGCUUCAGGUAUAUGAGAAUUAUCCCGAAGAAUAUGCCCGAUAUGUCGGCGAGUAUGAAAAACUGUUCAUCAGCACGAUUUUUCCUCUGGUAUACGACAACACUCACUCUAUCAGCUACACACCGACUUCAACUGGGAAUGGAUAUACCAAUAUCGAUUUUUCUUUAGCUGUCCCCAUGGUAGAACGAUACCAGAACGUGACUCCAGGCGAAUACUACGGUGAUAGCGAUUACUACAACUACAACAGCGCUGAAGCAUUUGAUAUGAGCCACUACCCCGUUAAUCGAUUCGCCAACGAAUUCGGGUUCCAUAGCAUGCCCAGUCUGCAGACAUGGCGACAAGCCGUUUACGAUGAGGAUGAUCUGCAAUUCAAUAGCUCUGUGAUUCUGCAUAGAAACCAUCAUUACCCGCCCGGAGGAUUAUCACUGAAUACUACCCUCAGCGCCAAAGGGAUGGGUGAAAUGACUAUUGCCGUUGAACGGUACUACCCGAUCCCAUCGAAAACGGACCCGAUUGCGAACUUUAGUGCUUGGUGUCUCGCAACGCAGCGGUUUCAGGCUGAUAUGUACAAGUCUCAAAUUCAGUUUUAUCGGCGUGGCAGUGGGCAUCCGGAGCGUCAGUUGGGUUCGUUGUAUUGGCAAUUAGAGGAUAUUUGGCAGGCGCCGACGUGGGCCGGUAUUGAGUAUGAUGGACGAUGGAAGGUGUUGCAUUAUGUGGCUAAGAAUAUCUUUGAGCCUGUGAUUGUGGCGCCGUACUGGAAUUCGACGACGGGGCAGCUGAAUGUUACGGUCACGUCGGAUUUGUGGGAGUCUGUGUCUGGGACGGUGAGUAUGACUUGGUAUGAUCUGAGUGGAAAGCCGUUGGAAAAGAAUGCGGGAAUACCUUCCUCUGUCGCGUUUGACGUCGGGCCGUUGAACAUAACUGAUAUUCUGAUUACGAAUAUCAAUGACCUGUCGAUUUCGGAUUUGAAGGAUGCUGUCCUCAUACUGUCGUUGUCUGCUACAGGACACUUGCCAAACAGCAACGUAACAACACGCUUUUCCCAUGAAAAUUUCUUCACUCCGGUAUUCACAAACGAAGCAAAAUUAGUUGAUCCGGGACUCAAACUGUCAUACGAUAAUUCAACCGGCAAAUUUACAGUCGAGGCAACAAAGGCUGUGUCGUUGUAUACCUGGCUGGACUAUCCUUCGGGUCUUGUUGGGUAUUUUGAUGAGAAUUCGUUUGUCUUGGUGCCUGGACAACCCAAGGAAGUUGGAUUUACGGCGCAACAAGGCUCGUUAUCGGAGGACGUGGUGAGGCAUGUUACAGUACAGAGUAUUUGGGAUCAAGCUGAGGGGCUUAAAUCUACGGUGGUUAGAGUAAGGGAGAAAGGGCUGAGGCCUCUUCGUGAUGCUCGGAAUCAACCAGAUGCCUAG